AAUGAUAGAGUCUAAAAAAUCAGAACUAAAAAAUGAUUUGAAGGAAACUAAUUAAUAGAUAUAUGAAUUAAUAGAAUAAGCAAAUUAACAAUUACAAUAAUUAUUUAAUAAAAGAGAAGAAGAAUUAUUGAAGUUAUAUAAAUAAGAGAUGCUUAAUGUUUAAAGAUAAUUAGUUAAAAUUAGAGAUGAGGAAAGUUAAACAGAAAUUGAGAAAAGAAUUUAAAAACAUAGAGAAGAAUUAGCAAAAGAGAGAGAAUUAUAUCUAGAGAGGAGUAUAAAAUUGAGUGAGAAUAUUAAAGAAUUGGGUAAAAUUGAUCGUGAUAUUCGAUAAAGUUUUAAUGAAUUAUAAAGUGAAAUCAAAUUUUUAGAUGAAUAAUUGAUUUAUGCUGAUAAACAUAAUAUAAUAUUACAAGAGGAAUUAAAUAGUUUAGGAGAGGAAGAAUAGUAAAUUCAGAGUUAAAUAAGAAGAUAACCGAAAUCAAUGUAACAAUUAUAAUCAGUUCGUUUGAUGCCUCUACCAUAAAUUAAAAGAAAUUCUUAUCAUUUAUAAUAGGAAUAAGAGUUGAAUGCAAAAUUAAAGUAGUAAAUUAAUUAAGUUGAAGAAUUUUAAGAAUCAGAAUUAGAGAGAUGUUUUGAUGAAGCACUUAUAACUGUAACAGAAUAGAGUGAUGCAUCUACAAAUAUUGAUUUAACAUGUUGUAAUGAUUUUUCUGAAUAUUCUAAACGAAGAAUUUUUGAAGAUUUCUUAGAAAAACCAUAUGUAAAAUAAAAAAUAUAUGAAUUAUUAAUAAAUAAAUGAAUAAAUAUAUAACAUAUAUCAAUAUUCCAGAGGUUCGUGGUAAAAUACCAAAGUGUUAGAUUUGUUAAAAAGGCUUUUCAAAGGUGACAACAAGAGAACAUAUGUGUAAAAGGUAAAUAAUUAAUUGAUUUUAUAUACAAGAUGUUUAAGAGUUGUAUGUAGUAGUUGUUCUCCAUUUAAAAUUCAAUUCGAGUUGAAUAAAGGAAGAAGACUAUGUAAGAUAUGUAAAGAAGUACAUUUACACAUUUACUUUUAAGGAAUCAGAUUAAAUAAAAUCUUUUGUAGAUUCUAAUCAUAUUUAAUAUGGUUUUGAUACUCUAUCAAAAUAAUGGCUUGGAAAUGCAUUUAAUUCUUAGGAAUAUAAGUCUGUGAGAGAUUCUACAAAAAUAAAAAUAGAUUAGAUGGAAUUUGCUGGUUUAGAUAAUAUAAAUUAUUCCUUAAAAGAUUUUUAUUCAUUAGUUGGGAAAGAUAAUGUGAAAUUGUAAAAUGUUUGUAUGACAUUUUGUUCAAAGAAUCCAGAUAUUAAAUUAACAGCUGAGAUGGUUUGUUUAACUAAUUUCUUGCUUUGUUUUUCAUCUGAAGCUUCUGCAUUUUAAUUAUUAAAUAUAAUAUAUAGAUAAAAGCCACCAGAAGAGUGUUUAAUAAGCAUAGUAACAUAUUGUGUAAAAGGAUUCAAUUUACCUGAGAGUGAGAUAAUAUUUUUAAGACAAUUUUUAGAAGCAAGAUUAAAGAGAUAUUUACUUACAUUUUCAAUUAAUAUGUUUAAUUUUGAUACUACUUUGUUUUUGAUAUCAUAAUUGAUAUAAAAAUAUGAUAAUUUUAUUCGUGGAUUAUCAGCAAUUUUUAUGUUAGUUAGUCCAAAUUUAAGAUCAUCAACACAUGAAGAUUUAGAAAUUUAUAUUUUAAGAGAAAUUAAAAAAAAAGAUGUAGAAAUUAAAUAUAAAACAAUGAAAUAACCUUAACCAAAAUAAGAUUCAGAAAAUAAGGAUCGUACUCAAUCAAUAAUAAGUUUGGCUUUUUCAACUUUUGAAUAAUAAGAUAAUACUUAAGUUAAUGAUUUAAAAACAGAGAUUUCAAAUCUUAAAUUAUAAUUAUCAUUAAAAGAUAAUGAAAUUGAAAGUUAUAAGUUUUAAUUAUCAUAACUAUAAAUACCAGAUUAAUAAAAGAAAGAUAAAUUUUUAUAAUAAAAAUGUGAUGAAAUUGCUAUCUUAUUAUCUAAAAUUGAUGAAUUAACACUUGAAAAUUAAUUAUAUUAAAAAAAAGAACGUACUAAUUCAGAUUUUUCAUUAAUGUAUUCACAAUCAUAAAAAAUUAUAGAAGAAAAAUAAAAAUAAAUUGAUAGAUUGAAAGCUAAAGUAAAAGAGGGUUCAUUAGAUAAUAGAACUAUGUCUUUAUCAUUAGCUGGUGGUGUUUAAAGUAUUUUAUCAGGAAAAGAAGUUUAAGAGAUGAAAUAAAGUUUUGAAGAAGAAAAAUAACUUUUAUUAGAUUAAAUUAAAUAAUUAGAAAGUAGUAAGGCUCUCUUAUAAAAGAGUUUAGAUGCUUAAAAGAAACUUAAUUAAAGAGUUAUUGAUUAUAUUGGUUCUAUGACUUUGAAUAAUAAAUUAAUUGAAUUACAAGUUAAGACUUCUGAAGAAAAAGAAACAAUUUCAUAUAAAGAUGAGAUUAAUAAUUUAAUUGAUAUUAAAAAUUAAUAGAAUUAGAUGCUUUCUAGAUUAUAAAAUACCAACUUGUAGUAAAUUGAGGAACUUAAAGUUAAAAUUAAGAAUUCGAAAUGA
Molecule: messenger RNA, 2574 nt
Organism: Paramecium pentaurelia
Lineage: Eukaryota; Ciliophora; Oligohymenophorea; Peniculida; Parameciidae
Source: the annotation of a GenBank genome assembly